This is a messenger RNA of Blumeria graminis f. sp. triticale, 933 nucleotides long. The record is from the annotation of a GenBank genome assembly. Lineage: Eukaryota; Fungi; Ascomycota; Leotiomycetes; Helotiales; Erysiphaceae.
AUGCCGCCCUUAGCAUCCGCCUGUGCAGGCUCGAUACUUCGGUGUAGAAGUUUAAACACAGCCAUACCAUUUACUCGUUUAUACUCGAGCUCUCCUGGAAAUAAUAAAGUCCGGCCGGAACACCCCUAUUUCAUUGACGUGCCUGGCCAAGCACCGCCGCGACGAAUCUUACGGCGGCAUGACGUGAAAGGCACACUCCCUCCACCUCGCGACGUCCUCAAAACCCGCGCUCUAGCCACUCCUAAGUAUCUGCCGGAGUUCUUUCAGGCUACUAUUCCCGAGCCGAAGGACUCCAAACCCCCCAAGAAUGACCUCGCUGCCUGGAAACAACAAAUGGCAGACAUGCGAAGGAGAAAUUUGAGGGAAUCACUGACCGAAUUGCAUACAAGAAAAAUGGAACGGCAAAAACACUUAGCUAGUGUGCGCCAGGGGCAACAAAAACGUCGACAACGCCUUUUAAAUGCACCAAUUCGCGAAGAUGAGCGUCUAACCAACCCCACCGUCACCAGUCUCAACAGUGUGCUACAAAGUGGUCCACUCCCGGACCCCAAUCGUGCGGCGCGGCUGGCCGCCAAAGCUGCGCGUGUCCAAGAAAAAGCUGAAAUUAUGAUGCAGCGCAGAAAAGAUGCCCUUCAUACUCUUUACAUGAAUGCACGGAAUUUCAUUACAACGGAGGAAGACUUAGAAGAUAAGAUUCAAGAAAUAUUCACGCUCAAACCCUUCUUAGAGAAUGAUUAUAAUGACAAUAUUUGGGAUGCCCUGGGCUCGCCGCCAACGGCUCAGGAUUUGCUCAAGAAUAGUAGCGGCUCAUCAAAGACUGCCACGCAGGCAUAUCAGUCACCAGCGGUUGUUAUAGGUGAACGAAUGCGAAUAAUUGCGGAGGAGUUAACUGGAGGCAAAAUGGAAACGCCAAAAGAUGCUUUGGUGAAAUAA